Candidula unifasciata is the source of this 540-nucleotide messenger RNA. The record is from the annotation of a GenBank genome assembly. NCBI's taxonomy places the organism in Eukaryota, Metazoa, Mollusca, Gastropoda, Stylommatophora, Geomitridae.
AUGGAGCUGGAAUCGUGUACGGCAAUCCUGACAAUCAUUGUGGCUCUUUUGUCAAAGGGGUCUGUUUCGGCUGCGUCUGCAAGUGAUGACAGUAGUUUACAGAGCACACUGAUAGACAGGAUGGACGAUAUACGAUCACAGAUGUCUGAUGUCACCGGUUCUAUGAAAGCCUUGGAUGCGGACAUCAGCAAAGCUCUAAUCAACUGUAUGGGCAUACACAGCAGUCUAUGUGAAGCUUUAAACGCUGAAGUUAACAGGGCAGAGGGCUUAACUUCACGAUGGGCAUCUGACGAUCCUGAACUGGACAAGUACAAAAGCAUGUUCAAGGAGCUGGGCAGAAAGCGGGCAAUGGUCAACCAUUUACUUGGUGUAUUCAAAGGUGCAAAUAACGUCCUGAAAAAUGAGAGAAAGAGAACCUGUAACCUGAACCUGGGUUUCCACUGCCAGACGGAAGAGAUCUCAAAUUUCGCAGACAUGUACGACUAUCUGUCCAGUUCUAAAAGUCCAGGCAAGAAACGGUCUGUUCGUAUCUCUCCGUGA